CUAUCGCGCAUACUGAUGCGCAGACGUAAUACGCUUAGUGCACGGUGAAUAAUAAUGCGAAGUGUUGUUGAAUAUCUGAAGAUGUCUGGUGCAUACGUACAAGCGAGAAACAGGCUCAUAAAAACGCAUUAUUAUUUGAUUUUUUAAUAAGUCAUUAUGAUCACACGAGUACGUAUGUGAAGAUGUGAGCGCCUGCAUUUGAAGGUUAUAAAACGCUUUAUCUGAUGCUAUUUCCAGCAUUCGCGAUUGCGUGCGAGACUCGCGAUGCAUUACGUACGAUAACAGUAAUUAAUCUCGAUUCACGAUUAUCUGCGACCGGUCUAAAGUGCCAUAUCUUCUCGAUAGACGAGACAUUUGAAUCGCAUCGGUCAGACGCUACAUUAGAUUAGUCUCUUCAUUAUGACCAUCGAAAAAAUCGAGAUGCAUGAAGAGGCUUGUGUUGUUAGAAAACAAUCGUGCCGUAGAUUUUGGCAUAGUCUACCAGAACACAUAUCCAGAACAGUAGAGCAUUUUUUUUAUCGGCUUGGAGUACACAUCGCCCAAAAUCCGUACAAGUGGCUGCUUGGAUGUUUCGUGGCGGUAUUAAUCUGUAUCCUAGGCAUGUUACGUUUCCGGAUUGAAAAGAAUCCUAUGAACCUUUGGGUUCCACCAGAUUCUGAUUUUGUGACAGAUACCGAAUGGCUAAUGUCGCAUUCAUUAAAGGCUCUACGAAUUCAAACGUUUAUUCUAACUGGCGAUAAUAUACUAGAACAGCAGUCGCUUAUCAGGUUAAAUGACAUCACUAAACAAAUGAUUUCUGUUCGAACACCAGUUGAAAACAUUUCUUGGACAGAUGUUUGUAUGAAAAUUCCUUUUAUCAAAGAAAAUAUGUUAAGAGUUAAGAGACAAAGUUCUCUCUUGGAGGACAAUUUUUUUGAUGAUGAUUUCACUGAAGUUAAUAAAACAUUUGAGCCUUCGAUUCAUGUCGAUAGUAAUAUGUAUUGCAGCGUAAUUGAGAGCUUACCUAUGGGCUGCAUUUUGCUUAGUAUUUUGGAUAUUUGGAAUUUUGAUAGUGCUAAAAUUGAAAGAGAUUCUAUGGAAGAAAUUAUCACAAAGAUAAAUACGAUUAAAGUGAGUCCCACAAUGGGUCACGCCGUGAACUUCAGUGACCUUCUGGGAGAUGUAACUUUAGAUGAGAAAGGUAGAAUUAUUGCUGCGACAGCUGUAAGGACUUCUAUGAUGGUUUAUAUUAAUUUUCUCAAUGUGGACAUGGAUAAAAUUGGGAAUUUGGCUGGAACUGCUGAUUGGGCAACAGAUAAAGUAUUGAAAUGGGAAUCAGCUUAUGUGGAAAAUAUGAAAAAUCUUUCAAAUCAACUGCAGAGCGAAAGAAAUGCAAAUAAUUCCUUGAAUCUCUAUUACAUAGCUGGAAGAAGUUUUGGAGAUAUUUCUAGCACAUCCAUAUUUCAAGAUAUAGAUAAAUUAAUUAUAGGAAUUUUAUUAAUGUUUUUGUACGUCUUAACAAUUUUGUCGAAUCACAAUUGGGUGGAAUGGCGAUUUUGUCUUACUAGUACUGGUCUUUUGUGUGUGGGUGCUGCAUUUAUACUUGCAGUGGGAAUAUGUUCUCUGAUCGGAAUCCCGUACGGUCCAGUCCACACGUCAUUGCCAUUUUUGCUUUUGGGUCUAGGAAUAGAUGAUAUUUUUGUAUUUCAUGCAGCUUGGACGGAGGUACACACUCAUGAAUCAAAUUUAAACAAGCCACUCGUAGAAAGAAUCGGCCUUGCAUUAGGUCAUGCCGGUUCUGCUAUUAGUGUUACUUCGUUUACCGAUGUCGUGGCAUUCAUCAUUGGUGCUUCUACAAUAUUACCGUCACUUCAAUCCUUUUGUAUCUAUGCUGCAGUUGGCGUAUUUGUGACAUAUUUAUUACAAAUUACAUUUUUUAUUGCCUGCUUUACCUUGGAUACUCAGAGAAUAGAACAAAAGAGAAAUGGAAUGUUACCAUGUAUUGUGCAUGAAAACUUUACAUCCAAAUCAUUUGACGUGAGCGAUACAGUUUCCUGGAAAUUUAUAAAUUUUCUGUACUCACGGAUAGUAUUGACUACGCCUGGGAAAAUUAUUAUAGUAUUAAUUACUCUUGUAUUGAUGUCUAUCGGUAUUGUCGGUUCGCUUCAGUUGAAACAAUGGUUUGACCCAACGUGGCUGUUACCAAAAGGAUCAUACUUAGAGCAAUAUUUAGAAGUCCAUACAAGGACAUUUCCUAAUUUAGGAUUUGAGGCUUUUGUCAUUAUGGGAGAUGAUAUUGAUUACCCCUCUGAAUUUUCUAAGAUAAUAUCUAUGACAGAACGCUUACAGAAUGCGUCUUUUAUAAAAAACAUAGAACCUUGGCCGAUUGAUUUCACAAAAUUUGUGUCGACGUAUUUCGCCACAGAUUUAAAGACUACGAAAAUCGCGGACGACAAAUUCCAUCAUUAUUUAUCGAAAUUUCUUUUUAGUCGAGCUGGUGGUAAAUAUCAAAGAAAUUUCAUUUUCAAAGAGAAGUUUAGAUGCGGUAGAAAUGCCCCACAGAUUGUAGUCGCAACCAUUGAUUUCACCUUUAGACAAUUUAGGAGUCCUGACAAAUGGAUUCCAGCGAUGGAUAAUAGUAAACUGCUAGCAAGUGAAGCACAUAUUCAUGGAUACGUAACAGUGUGGUGCAAAUUGUUUGGAACUUGGACUACCGAUAAAUUAAUCAGUCAAGAAGUGUUGCGAAACGUUAUCCUGGCAUUAAUCUGUGUUAUGGGUACCACAGCGUUCCUUAUCGCCGAAAUGCAGACUUGUUGUUGGAUUUUACUCUGUGUACUUCUUACCUUACUAAAUGUAUGCGGCUUCAUGUAUUUCUGGGGACUAACGAUAGGCGUAGUGUCCUGCAUUGGUCUCGAGCUCGGCGUCGGUUUAAGUGUGGAUUAUGCCGCACACGUCGCACAUGCAUUCCUGAAUGCUGAGUCUCGAGAAGAUGACGAUAAUGCUCGCAGAACUCGAACAUUAAUCGCGGUCAGACACAUCGGCGCAGCAGUUGCGUAUGGUGCAGGUUCGACGCUCCUCGCCGCCUCGAUGCUGAGCUUCUCGUCGUCCUACGUAUUCAUCACCUUUUUCCGGAUAUUUUUUUUGGUAAUUUUGUUCGGGCUCUGGAAUGGACUGUUCCUAUUACCGGUUGUAUUAAGCAGCAUUGGACCGCAAAGUUUACGCGUGAUAAAACAACCACAACCGAUGUCCGAGAAAGCCAUUACUGCGACCGAUGAUGAAGAUUGAAACAGAAAUACAGAUAGUUUGUUUAGCCAAUGCUCUUUCUUUAUCAAUAAUAUUUAUUUUUGGUUCAAUAAACAUACAAAAUUAUUACACUAUCCGUACUAUUAAUCACACAUUUAUACAAAAAUAAUAAUUAAUAAUAAUAAUGAUAAUAAUACGUUUGAUAACUUAAAAACGGCAUUAUUUAUAGAUUUUUAUAUAUAUGUAUAUAUAUUACGAUUAAAAAAUUAAGAAAUAUUAAAAAACAAGUA
Molecule: messenger RNA, 3512 nt
Organism: Solenopsis invicta (red fire ant)
Lineage: Eukaryota; Metazoa; Arthropoda; Insecta; Hymenoptera; Formicidae
Product: patched domain-containing protein 3
Exons: 9
Coding region: 400-3264 (954 amino acids)
Cellular component (GO): membrane
Source: RefSeq, a predicted model, not a curated record